Messenger RNA from Penicillium bovifimosum, 4542 nucleotides. RefSeq lists its product as uncharacterized. NCBI's taxonomy places the organism in Eukaryota, Fungi, Ascomycota, Eurotiomycetes, Eurotiales, Aspergillaceae. Gene Ontology annotation, molecular function: protein binding. The transcript is spliced from 3 exons. Gene Ontology annotation, biological process: deadenylation-independent decapping of nuclear-transcribed mRNA. The record is from RefSeq and is a predicted model, not a curated record. Gene Ontology annotation, cellular component: P-body. Bases 1 to 4542 code for a protein of 1513 amino acids.
AUGUCUACCCCCACCGAUCUCCAGGCUCUCUUGGCCAGUAUCCGGCCUCGGCCAUCGCCCUCGAACACUCCUGGGCAGGAAAAUCCGACUGCCCAACACCAAUCGUAUUACCAGCCCGGUCUGUUUCCAUCUCACGCUCACCAGCAGCAACCGUAUGAGGGCCAGAGCUACCCACAUGCUCAAUCACAUGGGUACCAACACCCAUCGGUAUCCUCGAAUAUCCAAAGCCCUGCUCCCAUGAAUAUGCCUCCUCGUCAGGGCUCUGACAUCCUUAGCCCUAAUGUGUCUACUCCUCGGGGCGAGUGGCCUCAGCACCAGCCGCAGCACCAGCCGCACCAGCCUCAGCCGCCGCAACACCAGCCGCAGCAACACCAGCCGCCGCAGCCGCAGCAUCCCAACGCAGGCUCGGUCGAUCUUUUGAGUCUCCUCAGGUCCACCCAGCGGUCCAGUGCUAGUCCUCAGCCGCAGGCUCCUGCUGCAGGUCCCGAGCACCUGCAGGCUCCACCAGCUCAGGGAGCCGCCUCGCAUGGAAGAAACAUUUCGGCAUCUGACUUGGUUGCUACUUUGUUUGGCCAACAGACCCCUGCUGCCCCUGCGGUCGCCCACGCAGCUCCGCCGGCUGGCCCUCCCCAGGGAUUCCAAUCCGGUCACCCUGACGGACCCAAUGAGAACACCCAGGCCAUGCUGCUUCGUCUGCUCAACCGUCCUCAGCCAGCUGCUGCUGCCGCCAAGUCCCCGUCGCCGACUUUGCCCCAGCAGGCAUCACACAUACAGCAUACGGUUGAUGAGCCUCAGAGGCAGACUACCAAGAACGUCUUGACGGAGAUUGUGGAUGAAAGUUCCAAGGCGCCUGCGCAUCCGGAAACGGUCGUGUCGCCCUCGAAGGACUCGAUGUUCACUUACGUCAAUCCGUUCGAUCAAUUGGCCGCUAUCUCGCCUCGCAACAAGUCUCCCCAGACUACCACUAACGUCCAGAGCCCAGCCGUCGAAGUCGUGGAAAAACAGAAGAUCAACGUCUCCGCUAAAUUGGAACCUUCGCAGACACCUGAGCCUGCGGCUCCUAAGCAGAAAGUGCAAUCGCCGAUUCUGAGCGACGGACAGCAAGAAGCUGUAAACGAAGUCGUCGGCCGUCUCGUAGACGAGAUUGGCCGCUCCCUCAGUGGCGAUAAGCCACAGAUGGCAGCUGAAGCAAAGACCGCCGUCUCCGCUGCUCAGGAGGAACCCUCCGAAGCAGUCGUCUCAUCGGUCGCUGGUGAUCUGCGCGAGACUGCUGCUGAAGCUAAGAAAGAGGAUAUUUUGAGGAAGUUCAGCACCUUCAGGGAUGCGACGAAGACUUCACAGACUCCGGCUGCUCAAAAGGUGGCUGAGCCAGCCGAGGCUCUCGCUGACAGCUGGGAGAGCGCGGAGGAUAGCGCUGAAAAGGAGGAAGAACGAGUUGUCUCUGUUUAUAACUUCCCGAUGAGGCCCUUCAUCUCCAUUGCUGUGAAACCUGCAAGUGGAAAACUUGUGACUUUCCGUGACGACGAUGUCAUGGACAUCGCUCGUCUGAAGAAGGACUUUGAUCAGCUUGACCGUUCAUUGACCGCAGCAACCUCUGAUUACAUUGUGUAUGCGCUCGCCAAAACCGGCGGAAUCAGGAUCAUUCGACAAGAUGACGGUACUGAUCGACAGGUGUUCCGUGCUACCCGUGAUCGGGUAUUCAACGUUGCCUUGUGUACGGCUCCUUCUACCUCUGGUGACUCUGGAGUUCAAGCCAUCCUUGGCAUUGGAGUCAGCGGCUCUGUGUACUGGGCCUUGAUCUCGCGUUCUGGAAAGGACUUCUUUGAUAUGGAUGCAUUGGAAAGCGAAAGCUUGAUCUUCCCGCCCUUCCCUGCCUCGGACGAGAACACCUCUGGCGGCCAGCUGAAAACGCGGGCUAAGCGGAGCACUCGUCACACCAACUUGUUUGCCAUCGGUCGAGGAAAGAACAUAUACGUUGUUUCGCCAAAGGCAGCAAUGAAUCCUGCCUAUGGUGUCUCCGGUACUCAGCGCACCGUUAACACUGAGAAGUUCUUCAAGGAGCGUGCAUUGAAGAUCUCUACCGGUAAGGCCGGCAAAGACUUCGCUUUCAGUGAUGAUGAUUCCGUGAUCGCGUCGUUGGACAAGACCGGCCGAUUGCGCUUUUGGGAUAUCAAGGAUAUGCUCGACGACGCCAGUUUGGUGGAAGGCCCUGCCCCUGCUGAGAUCCGGGUUCCUUUGGCUACCUUUGUCACUGGCUCUCCGACUGAAAAGUCUUGGCCCACUUCAGUUCUUUUCCUGGACAAGCUUCGCGCUUAUACGCGAUCGAUGGCGCUCCGUUAUGUUUUGGUUGGACUCAAGCAGAACCACACCUUGCAGCUCUGGGAUAUUGGGCUGGGCAAGGCCGUGCAGGAGCUGAAGUUCCCCCACGGGAACGAGUCCGAUGCCAUCUGUAGCGUGGCUUAUCACCCAUCAUCUGGAGUCAUCGUUGUUGGCCACCCCACGCGUAACUCGAUCUACUUUGCGCAUUUGUCGGCUCCCCGGUAUAACUUGCCUCCAAUGUCGCAGGCAGCCUACAUUCGAGACCUCAACGAUAAGGACAACACCCUGCCCAAGCCUGAGUCUACCGCUUGCUUGAGUGGAAUUCGGGAGAUCUCUCUCGGUUCGAAGGGUCAGUUGAGAAGUUUGGAGCUUCUCCCUAUCAGCAAGUCGGCUACUGACAAGAGCACGGAGGACUCGUCCCUAUUCGAGCUGUACGUUAUGCACUCUCGCGGUGUGACUUGCUUGAACAUCAAGAAGGAGGAUCUGGGCUGGACCUCGGACAACAAAGUCAUCCGCCCUAUCGAUGCGACGGAGCAUGGUUUGAUUGAGAUCAGCGAUCUUCAAACUUUCCCAACAUACGCCACUGACGAGCCAUCUGUCAACGGCGACUCCGUCUCCACCUCCACCCCCCGUGCCAAGGACUCGGCGAAGAAGACGGAUAUUGGAGACUCUGCUUCUGGCGUUGCUGCCUCGCGUAACGCCUCGCCUACCAAAUUGGCCACCAAGAAGAAGGAGGAGCCGAAUGAGCCAGCGGCGGCGCCUGUCAUGGCUGAAAAGUCCGAGAGAAAGAAGAAGAAGAAGGCUGCCGCUGAAGCGAAGGCAAAGGAGCCCUCCGUCACUGCCGGCGUUGAAUCUCUUCCCACUGCUAGCAAGGAAUUCGAGACUCCAUCUUCCACUGCGGGCCACGCAGCUGCAUCUCCAUCCAAGAUGUCUGGUUUCCGUGUUUCGGAAGAAUCCUUGAGCGAGCACAUUCAGUUCCUGCAGGGCAAUGUGUCGAAUCAGUUCAAUAAGAGCCUUGGGCAAGAGUUUGAGAACCUGCACCGUCGUUUCGAGGAAGAACGUCGCAGCUGGGAUGCUGCUUCGUCCGCAAAGCAAGACCAAGUGUUGCGCUUGGUCUCCAGCACACUCUCCGACAACGUCGAGAAGAACCUGGCCCGCAUUGUCUCGGGCAGCAUACAGACCGAUGUUAUUCCGGUCAUCACCAAUGCCACCUCUGCGGCAGUCAAGGAGCAACUGGACGGUGCUCUCUCCCAGCAACUUGGAGGCGCGUUCAACGAGGAGCUGCGAAAGCUUCUUCCCCAGGCGAUCAUCAAUGCUAUGCAGCAGCCCGCUGUGAUGAAGGCCGUUUUUGAUUCGGUAGUAGCGAAGCUUGUUCCUCGCAUCGAGACGGAAGUUCGCCGAGUCAUGGACCCUUCGGUGGCUCCCAUGAUCGAAAGCUUGGCGCAGCGCACCAAGAAGGUGGAGUCGGAUAUGGAGCGCCACAUCAAGGCGCAGAUCGAGCAGUAUGAGGCCCAGCGUUUGAAGGAUAGCGCGAAGAUUGAGGAGAUGUCGGCUGUUUUGCAUGGCUUGUCCAAGUCUGUGGCCUUGCUGGUGGCUAACCAGGGCCAACAGGCUCAGGCUCAGACUCAAAGCCCGCGUGAGGUCCAACGCGAGGCUCCAGCUGUCAAGCGGCACCCGUCUGUCGGAUCUGAGAACCAGUUGCGCAUGCCGCAGCCAGUGUCUCAUGCUGUGCUCCAGUCCCAGCCUCUCCCGGCUCAUAGCCCGGCCCCGAUUGCGGCUCCUAUUCCUGCCCGAUCCCCGGAAGAGACUGAAUUGGCCGAGGUUGCCCAGCUGAUGAACGCUGGUCACUUUGAGGAGGGUACUAUCAAGUGGCUCCAAUCCCACCAGCAAGCUGAUUUGUUCGACAAAUUCUUCGUCCAGGUCUCUCCCGCCUACCUGUCGAGACUUUCUGCGAUCGUGAUGCUCUCUGUGGCCGUCGCUGUCACCUCUGCCCUGCACGCCAAUGUUGCUCAGCGUCUUCACUGGCUUGAUGUGGUUCUCCAGAACGUCGAUCCUAGGGAUCCCGAUCUCCGCGAAGUCGCACCUCGCAUUCUUGACAUCAUUGGCCAGCGCCUCAAUACGCUGUACAUGUCAGUGGUCGAGCGCAACCCGCACGACCAGAUCUUGCGUCUUAUCGCGCCCCUUGCUCGCCGUGCGCGCGAACUGCAUGCAGGCCUGGCGUAG